UUCAACUCCUCGGCAGCAGAGAGUUGCCGGUGUUAUGGCUCCUCUCUUGGAACACGAGAACCAGAUCUUUUUAGAUUUAUUUCACGAAGAUGGCCUCGUCAUCACGGCAAAGGGCUUGGGUAUAGACAGGAUCCUGCUGAAUUUUCUCAAGUUAUAUUGUGACCCUGGGAACCUGGUACUUGUGCUGAACACCAACUUGGCGGAAGAGCAAUAUUUUAUUGAGCAGUUACGGUCUGAAGGAGUGUCCCAUCUUCCUCGCAUUAUUACUAAUGAAAUUCCAAGCAAUGAGCGUUAUGCUGUGUAUACAGAAGGUGGAGUCUUAUUUGUGACGAGCCGGAUUCUGGUUGUUGAUUUUUUAACAGAUCGUAUUCCUUCUAAUCUAAUUACAGGUAUUUUGGUAUACAGAGCUCACAAGAUCAUUGAUUCAUGUCAGGAAGCAUUUAUUCUUCGGCUUUAUCGGCAGAAGAACAAACAGGGUUUUAUCAAGGCUUUCACAGAUGAUGCAGUAGCCUUUAAUCUUGGAUUCUGUCGAGUGGAACGAGUGAUGCGAAAUUUGUUUGUCCGUAAACUGUACCUUUGGCCUAGGUUCCACAUUGCAGUUAGCUCUUUCCUAGAAAGACACAAACCUGAAGUGAUAGAGCUGCAUGUUUCCCUCACUCCCACCAUGCUGGCUAUCCAGACGGCCAUUAUGGAUGUAAUGAAUGCCUGCUUGAAAGAACUUAAACAGUACAAUGCAACUUUGGAUGUUGAAGACAUGUCUCUUGAAAAUGCAGUUGGAAAGUCCUUUGAAAAGGUAAUACGUCACUACUUGGAUCCAAUUUGGCACCAGCUUGGUGCAAAAACAAAAUCCCUGGUACAGGAUUUGAAGAUUCUUCGUACCUUAUUGCAAUAUUUAACCCAAUAUGACUGUGUUACCUUCCUCAAUCUACUUGAAUCUCUGCGGGCCACUGAGAAAGCUUUUGGCCAGAAUUCAGGGUGGUUAUUCCUGGAUGCCAGUAACACAAUGUUUGUGAAUGCUCGUGCCAGAGUUUAUGAACUUCCUGAGGCAAAGCUCAAAAUCUCAAAGAGUGUGUCAAAAUCUGAAGCAAAAGAAAGAGACCAGGCAGAGGAAAAGAAGGAACUUGUCCUGGAGCCAAAUCCAAAGUGGGAAGCAUUGAGUGAAGUGUUAACAGAGAUAAAAAGGGAAAAUGAACCCAGUGAAGAACUGACUGACUCUGGUCAUGUACUGAUCUGUGCCAGCGAUGAUCAGACCUGCGCACAGUUGAAGGAAUACAUCACCAUUGGAGCCGAGGCCCUUUUAAUGAAACUCUAUAAUAAAACGUUUGGGAAGAAUGAGAAGGCUGAGUAUUUAAAGACAGUCACUGUAAAAAAUAAGCCUGGCAAAUCCAAGGCACGACCGAAGUCUGGAAAUGGCCCUAAACUGAAGAAGGCAAAAACAGAGGCUGUCAAAAAAAAGAAACCAGAACUAACACUGACUCAAAUGGUUGGAAGAGAAAUUAAGGAGGAUUCUACGGAAGAGAAGGAGAAAGAAGAUUAUGGAAGUGUUAGUAUGGAACAUAGCAGUGAAGAAACAGAAGUUGAUGGUAUGGUGUUGAACCUGCCAACAGAUGCCUGCUAUGGAAUCCUAAAGGAGCCACUCAUUAUCCUCCAUCCCUUACAUGGCUGUAAUGAUCCAUAUAGUCUGUCACGUGUACUACAUGAAAUCGAACCCCGUUAUGUUAUACUGUAUGAUGCAGAACUGUCAUUCGUUCGUCAGCUUGAGAUAUUCAGGGCAAGCAGGACAGGCAAGCCACUGAGAGUUUAUUUCCUCAUAUAUGGAGGCUCAACGGAAGAGCAGCGAUACCUGACCAAUCUGAGAAAGGAGAAGACAGCCUUUGAAAAUUUGAUAAGGGAGAAGGCUGUAAUGGUAAUCCCUGAGGAGAGGGAAGGAAGGAAUGACUUCAACUCAGAUCUUGCUCGAGAUGAUGGCCUCUCACCUGCUGAAAGAGACACGCGGAAGGCUGGGGGCCAGGCUCAGAAGAAAGAGCAACAUCGCAUUAUAGUGGAUUUACGGGAAUUCCGCAGUGAGCUGCCUUCCCUGAUACAUCGGCGGGGCAUUGACGUUGAGCCGGUCACCUUGGAAGUUGGCGAUUACAUCCUGACUCCUGACAUUUGUGUUGAGCGCAAGAGCGUGAGUGAUCUGAUUGGCUCUCUGAACAACGGCCGCCUUUACACUCAGUGCACCUCCAUGUCACGAUACUACAAGCGGCCUGUCCUGUUGAUUGAGUUUGACCCCAAUAAGCCUUUCACCCUGAACUUCCGAGGAUCGGCCCACCAGGAGAUUUCCAUUAAUGACAUUACCUCUAAGCUCACCCUAUUGACUCUACACUUCCCCAAGCUGCGAAUUAUCUGGUGCCCCUCCCCAUACGUUUCUGCUGAGCUGUUUGAGGAGCUGAAACAGAACCGACUGGAGCCUGAUGCAGCCACUGCCAUGGCUGUCACAGCCGAUUCUGAAGUUGUUUCUGAGUCAGACCGAUACAAUCCAGGUCCACAAGAUUUCCUGAUGAAAAUGCCUGGAGUGAGUUCUAAAAACUGCCGGGCACUGAUGAAUCGCGUAAAGAACAUUGCUGAGCUCGUAAAGCUCUCUCAGGAGCAAUUAGCUGACAUCUUGGGGAAUGCUAACAAUGCCAAACAGAUUUGGGAGUUCAUUCACUCAUCGUAUACAGACAAGGCAGUACAAGCCAAAAAUAGGAGAUGAUGUUCAGAGCGGAAGGAAUUUAAUAGAAUCUUCCAUACCUUCUGUUACCACAGCCUUUGAAUACAAAAUUGUUGUCUUAAAGAAAAGUUAUUAACUUAUUUAAUUAUUGUAGUAGACUUGUAAAAACAACAAUAAUCUGACAAAAAAAGUAUUUCAAAUAGGUUUCUAGUUAUUUUGAUAAUAACAUCAGGAACUCUAUUUAAAAUAGCCCUUUGGAAAUUCCAGCUUCAACAGUCAGGUGCUUUGCUGAUCUAUAAAUACUUGCUGUGAGUAUUAGGGGGGAGAAGUAUUAAACUGAAAGAAUAGUGAAGUAUAAAAAUGAUUGGGUCAAUGCUACCUUAAUACAAAAGACAUUUAAAGCCAAGUUUUAAGAAUGCUGAUACCAGUCUUUGAAUCUAAAUAACCAAGGUGUUUAAUAUAUUUAUGUCUGUAAAUGCUAAUGAGAUGUACAUUUUUGCUGCUUUCAUAUGUUCUGUGAACUUAUCUGUAUGUUAUAAUCCAUUUAUCAUAUUAGAAUCAUCCCUCAAAGUGUAUUUUGUAUAGUCAUUGGAGUCAUGUACAUAAGAUAAUGGGAUUAUCUCUGAAAUAUUCCUUUGACAUUUUUUAAUCAGGUCUGCUGAUCCCUUAUUUGCAAGAUUCUGCCAUAAAAUUUGAAUCAGUAGACUCUGCUAUGCCAUUAAACAGCCUUUAAUAGACCGACAUUAUUAAGGACUUGUUUAUGUAGCAUAUGAUGUUCGUGUUGCCUCAAGAGAAUUCCCUUGGAUUUCUUUCCUUUUAUGCUUUGAAAGCAAUAGAUGAAAUUUACAUUAAUUGUGUGAUGCAAUAAAGCAAUUACAAAAUAGAAAAAAAAUAUGAAUUUUGGAAGCUUGAUCUUAACUUGGAACUUUUUUUGUCAAAUCAGUUGAAACAGUACUACACCUUUAUUUUCUGUAUGGUACACUCUGCUGGAUAGGCAAUUUGAAAUGUUUCAGAAAAAAAUCCUUAGGUUUCAUUGAUUUUUGGGUGCAAUAUUUUAAAGACAGAAACUGAAACCCUUGGAACUUUCUCAGAAACUUUUGAAGAAUUAAUAGCACAAAAUGAAUGAGAAAUAUCAUACACCUUUUAGGUUGGUUGGGGGAAGUGCUAAAAUAUUGAAUCGAUGCUUUUUGUACUUGAAUAUUUUAAUAUUGUAUUUUAUUUAAUAAACUUUCUGGUUAAUAAAAAAUGUAGCACUUAAAAUCAAUGUUCCAUUAUUUAAAAAGUCAAACUUUUGAUUGAAGAUUUCCCCUCACCUGUUCUCAGCUGUCACCCGCCAGCGUGUACUCCUUCCCAUCUCCCCACCUGAUUCUGAUUUCUCUUCCCUUCCUUUCCCGUACCGAUGAAGGGUCUUGGACCAUUGACUCUUUAUUCCUUUCGGUAGAUGCUGCCUGACUUGCUGUUCCUGUGUGUUGUCCUGGGUUUCCAGCAACUGCAGAAUCUCUUGUGAUCUCUUACGUUUAUGAAACUGUUUGGUCUGUUUUCUAUUUUUAUUGAUCUUUUGUUGAAGAAUGGGUAUAAAUACCUGACACCUCUGGCAAGAGUUGCUCUGUGAAGUCCCCAAUCCCACCACCACCCACCCAGCCCCCCGUGUGCACUUUGUCUUUUUUAAGCUUCACAAUUAAGAUAGGUCACAUGAAACUCAGAGGAAGUUUAUUUACUGCCUACCGAGCCUUACUGAGUC
Messenger RNA from Mobula hypostoma (lesser devil ray), 4436 nucleotides. It is a transcript of the gene ercc4, whose product is annotated as excision repair cross-complementation group 4. The coding region runs from base 35 to 2737 and encodes 900 amino acids. The record is from RefSeq and is a predicted model, not a curated record. Gene Ontology annotation, biological process: nucleotide-excision repair involved in interstrand cross-link repair; resolution of meiotic recombination intermediates; double-strand break repair via homologous recombination. Gene Ontology annotation, cellular component: nucleotide-excision repair factor 1 complex. The transcript is spliced from 11 exons. NCBI's taxonomy places the organism in Eukaryota, Metazoa, Chordata, Chondrichthyes, Myliobatiformes, Myliobatidae. Gene Ontology annotation, molecular function: single-stranded DNA binding; single-stranded DNA endonuclease activity; damaged DNA binding.